Molecule: messenger RNA, 1790 nt
Organism: Phyllostomus discolor (pale spear-nosed bat)
Lineage: Eukaryota; Metazoa; Chordata; Mammalia; Chiroptera; Phyllostomidae
Gene: TPH1
Product: tryptophan hydroxylase 1
Exons: 11
Coding region: 56-1597 (513 amino acids)
Biological process (GO): aromatic amino acid metabolic process; serotonin biosynthetic process
Cellular component (GO): neuron projection
Molecular function (GO): iron ion binding; tryptophan 5-monooxygenase activity
Source: RefSeq, a predicted model, not a curated record
CCCCUUUUUCUUUAAGAUCCAUUUCAAACGCAUCUUCAGCAAAACAUCACUGAACAUGUACCAGAAUAAUCUAUUCACUGCCAUCACUUACCUCUCUGCAUUGUCACUCUCUCUACCAGACUUUCAGUUCCCUGAGGUGGGGGCCUUGUCUUUGAGAAAUCUUUUACUCCUUUAUUCAUUGAAUGACAUCUACCCAGUGCCUAUUAGGUGCAGAGACAGUGCUGGGUGCUGGAGAUACAAUGAGAAGUACACCAAAGUCACCAUGAUUGAAGACAACAAGGAAAACAAAGACCAUGCUUUAGAAAGAGGAAGAGCAACUCUGAUUUUUUCCUUAAAGAAUGAAGUUGGAGGCCUUCUGAAAGCACUGAAAAUCUUCCAGGAGAAGCACGUGAACCUGCUACAUAUCGAGUCCCGAGAAUCCAAGAGAAGAAGCUCGGAGUUUGAGAUUUUUGUUGACUGUGAUAUCAACAGAGAACAACUGAAUGAUAUUUUCCACCUGUUGAAGUCUCACACUAACGUUCUGUCUGUGAAUCCCUCUGAUCAUUUUACCGCGAAGGAGGAUGGCACGGAAACGGUCCCUUGGUUCCCAAAGAAGAUCUCCGACCUGGACCACUGUGCCAACAGGGUUCUGAUGUAUGGCUCUGAACUAGAUGCAGACCACCCUGGCUUCAAAGACAAUGUCUACCGUGAAAGACGGAAGUAUUUUGCAGAUUUGGCUAUGAACUAUAAACAUGGGGACCCCAUCCCUAAGGUUGCGUUCACCGAGGAGGAGAUUAAGACCUGGGGGACCGUGUUCCGAGAGCUGAACAAACUUUACCCAACCCAUGCCUGCAGAGAGUAUCUCAAAAACUUACCUUUGCUUUCUAAGCAUUGUGGCUAUCGGGAAGAUAACAUCCCACAGUUGGAAGAUGUUUCAAACUUUUUAAAAGAACGCACGGGUUUUUCUAUCCGUCCUGUGGCUGGUUACUUAUCACCAAGGGAUUUCUUAUCAGGUUUAGCCUUUCGAGUUUUCCACUGCACACAGUAUGUGCGGCACAGUUCAGAUCCCCUCUAUACCCCAGAGCCCGAUACCUGCCAUGAACUCUUAGGCCACGUUCCCCUUUUGGCUGAACCUAGUUUUGCACAAUUCUCGCAAGAAAUUGGCCUGGCAUCCCUUGGAGCGUCAGAGGAGGCUGUUCAGAAACUGGCAACGUGCUACUUUUUCACUGUGGAGUUCGGGCUGUGCAAAGAAGAUGGGCAGCUGAGAGUCUUCGGUGCAGGCUUGCUGUCUUCUAUCAGUGAACUCAGACAUGCACUUUCUGGACAUGCCAAUGUAAAGCCCUUUGACCCCAAGAUUACCUGCAAACAGGAAUGUCUCAUCACAACUUUUCAGGAUGUCUACUUUGUGUCUGAGAGCUUUGAAGAUGCAAAGGAGAAGAUGAGAGAAUUUACCAAAACGAUUAAGCGCCCAUUUGGAGUGAAGUAUAAUCCAUACACACGGAGUAUUCAGGUCCUGAAAGACACGGAGAGCAUCACCAAUGCCAUGAAUGAGCUGCGGCAUGACCUGGAUGUCGUCAGUGGCGCCCUCGCUAACGUCAGCCGGCCGCUGAGCAUCUGACUGUGUCCUGUCCUAAUCCUGAGAGCAUCUGAGCAUCUGUGCAGAGGCCUGGGGGCCAACUCUUGCUUUUCUUGAAGCCUUGGUCAUGGGCCGUGGGGGGCGGGGGGGGUAGCAGCCAAACAAUGUUUUCUACUCCCACUUCUUUUUUAAAGUAUAUUAUCUAGAUUAUCUUUUUCAAAAAAUUAUUUUAUUG